Exserohilum turcica Et28A is the source of this 435-nucleotide messenger RNA. RefSeq lists its product as uncharacterized. The record is from RefSeq and is a predicted model, not a curated record. The transcript has 3 exons. Bases 1 to 435 code for a protein of 144 amino acids. NCBI's taxonomy places the organism in Eukaryota, Fungi, Ascomycota, Dothideomycetes, Pleosporales, Pleosporaceae.
AUGCCUCGCAUGGUCGCCCCCCCUCCAUCUGGCGAGUUCCAGAUUGUCCUCAGCAAGCCUUUUACCGGCGCCCCAACACAUAUGAUUGAAGUCAUUGGCGAGCCCAACCGCCCAGCCAGCAUCCGCAUGUCCAACUACAAUGGCAGCAACAAGUCUUCGGAGAAAAAGGGCGACGUUCCCCAGGAUGACGUCCGCGAACUCAUGUCCCUCGUCUCCACCCUCCGUGGCUUUCCCUCGCACCCCUCAAAGGACAUCUACGGCCUCGACACAAAGGUCGACUUCAACACCAUGGAGAUCCAGUGGGGCAACCUCGACGACGAUGCCGCCAUGCAGGGCGGCGAGGUGGCCGCCGAGCAAAAGGAUGAGUUCAAGCGCAUUGCUGAUAGCAUUGAAGCCCUCGCGAGACAGUUUGCUAAGCAGGAUUCGCCCGUCUAA